AUGAUGAUCUUUGCUGCCCCCUGCCUCCCCGCAACCUGCUCUCUAAGCUCCUGUGUCCUUCUCCUGACCCCCAGGUGUUCACCCUGCUGAGUCUGGCACACUCCCCAUUCCCCAGGUCUGCAGGGACCCCAGUGCCAGAGAUCUUCUCCCACCACUCCAGAUGGGCAGCCUGCCAUGAGAGGGAGGGCCAGCUGAGCACAUCAGGACACCAGGAUUUGGCCAGAAGACCCUUCCUCUCCUCUCAUCAGGACUUUUCAGAGACUGCUCUGCCAUGACCCCGGCGCGGUGCUGGCCCACCUGGGACCUGGCCCUGGACCCGCUGGUGUCCUGCAAGCUGUGUCUCGGGGAGUACCCACUGGAGCAAAUGACGACCAUCGCCCAGUGCCAGUGCAUCUUCUGUACCCUGUGCCUGAAACAGUAUGUGGAGCUCUUGAUCAAAGAAGGAUUAGAAACUGCAAUUAGCUGCCCCGAUGCUGCCUGCCCCAAACAGGGCCACCUACAGGAGAACGAGAUUGAGUGUAUGGUUGCAGCUGAAAUCAUGCAGAGAUACAAAAAGCUACAGUUUGAAAGAGAGGUACUCCUGGACCCCUGUCGGACUUGGUGCCCAGCGUCUACCUGCCAGGCUGUGUGCCAGCUCCAGGAGAUGGGGCUGCAGACCCCUCAGCUGGUGCAGUGCAAAGCCUGCGACACGGAAUUCUGCUCCGCCUGCAAAGCCAGCUGGCACCCUGGCCAGGGCUGCCCGGAGACCAGGCCCAUCACCUUCCUUCCCGGGGAGACCAGCAGCUCCACUUUCCAACUGGAGGAGGACGACGCGCCCAUCAAACGCUGCCCCAAGUGCAAGGUCUACAUCGAACGGGAUGAAGGGUGCGCGCAGAUGAUGUGUAAGAACUGCAAGCACGCCUUCUGCUGGUACUGCCUCGAGUCCCUGGACGAUGACUUCCUCCUGAUCCAUUAUGAUAAAGGGCCCUGCAGGAACAAGCUGGGUCAUUCCAGGGCAUCUGUCAUCUGGCAUCGGACACAGGUUGUGGGCAUUUUUGCUGGAUUUGGGCUCCUGCUCUUGGUGGCCUCGCCUUUCCUGCUCCUGGCCACUCCGUUUGUACUCUGCUGCAAGUGCAAGUGCAGUAAAGGCGACGACGACCCCCUACCCACCUAGAGGAAGGCGUGAUGCUGGAACAAGCCCCCACCUCCGGGAAGCGUGGUUCUCUCCCAUCCCCACCCCGCCGUCCCCCUCUCACUAAGCAUCUUUCUUGCCUUAUGUGCCCCAUUGAGCUUCACAGUGUCACGCCGGAUGCCGUGAUUUCAGGGACUGAUAUCGGAUCGUUGGCGGAGGCCCCAGGUGCAGUCACCCCGGCGUGGGGGAGGCAAGGCUGGCAUGGGUGGGGCACGUCCCACAGAGUCGGUCUCUGCAGACUUGACAAGGGAGCAGCUGUAUGGAGCACCAGGUAGCGGUAGACUAGGAACGUCUGGUGUUGCUUAGGAGACCUUCUCUCGCAGAAUGCUGUCCGUCUCCUCCUUGGCUUCAAGCUGGCGCCACGUUGCUGAGAGAAGAAGUCUUUUAAGGAUCGCAUCUCACUUCAGACAGAGUCCAAGUGUUCUGACUUGAGAAAAGCACUCUGUUUAUGACAACUCUUUUUAUUACUAAUGGCAUUUAGUAAAAUCCUUUUUAGAAGGUUUUUUUGGUUUUUUUUUUUCCAACUGAGUAGUGAAAAAUCAACAAGGUGCAUUGAAACCAUCCUAUGCCUUUUCUUGAAAUGUGCAUUUUAAGAAGUUAUGGUUAAAUGACCUUUCUGGCUCGGCCACUUUUCAGGAGAUUUAGAAAGCCUUAUGCGCUCUUUGUGUUUUUCUUGAAACUUGUGGAGACUUUUUGGACGCUGUAAGCUGUGUACUGUCAUCCACGUGUUUCCGGUAUCAUUGCAUUUCUUUGAAAAUACUGAUGCAUUUGUAGGAACGUGUCCAUCCUUAGGUUUGCCUUUUGUUUUUCUCUCUCUGGUGAUUCAGCUCCGCUCACAGGGCUCCGCUCUUUUCACCCAAGUAUCGGUAAAUAUUUUUUCAUGUCUUCAGAAACCAAAUGUUUUACUUGGAAAUAGUUCUGCUGAGAAUCCCUGUGGUUUGGCCAUAGCCUCGGUCUCCUCAAGCAGACAAAACCAAGCAAAUAGUGACAUUGAUGCCCAGAAGGGAGGCCUCCUAUCAGGGCUGGGGGACCCCCAGGGGCUGGGGGAGAAGCUUCUGGAUGUUCACAGUUUUUGUAAUGACUAAGUUAAUUUGGAGAAAUCAUCUAUCUUAGUUCCAAAUCCUGUUGCUUACCAUUUUGCUUACCCUGCUGAAAAAAAUCUUCCAUUUCACUUAGUUAUUUUGAUUGGUCUUUUACAGUCUGUGUGUGUCGAUUACCAUGGCAACAGGAUACCCGGAUCAGUAAGACACACGGAACUCCAUCAAUUGCCUUUGGACAGUGUGUUCUUUACAGAAAGUUGACUUUAAUAAUGGCUUUUAAAGAGCAAACUGAUUGCAUCCAACUUGGGACUUCUAAACAUAGUAGAAAGGCAAAUGUUGUAGAUUUAUCAUGGUGGAACUUUUUAAAAACUUACUAAGCAUUCCACAAAGGAGUAAAAUGAAAACAAAACCUGACUUUUAUCUC
This is a messenger RNA of Kogia breviceps (pygmy sperm whale), 2635 nucleotides long. The record is from RefSeq and is a predicted model, not a curated record. NCBI's taxonomy places the organism in Eukaryota, Metazoa, Chordata, Mammalia, Artiodactyla, Physeteridae.